UUAUAGUUUGUCGUUGAUUCUUAUUUUGUACAAUUAUACUGUCAUACAAUAUCCCUUUUUAAUGCGCAAUAACCUUCAGAGAUAUUGAAGUAUUCUUGAGCCGUCCUUGAGGCAUCUCAACGCUAAUUAGCUUCRUUUAGUUUAUUGACCACACAACAAGUCACAUAAAUAAACCAUACCAACAACCUCCGUUACAUGAAAAGCAAUAUUGCUGUACAACAACUUGGUUGAUUGCUUUACAAGCAUUGCUGGGAACACAGACAAAAGGCAUUCUGGGUAGCAAGCCAAACACCGACAAUACAAUCCAAAAAGCAAAACACAAGCGAAGUUAGCAAGCCAUAUUAGACUGAUAGGAUUCAUUUAGCACCCGAAAUGAUUCCAACAGUUCAGUAAUUUCCUAUCAUUCGUUUAGUACACCGGCACUUAGCUCAAAUCUUUAGUGGUUUUUAAAUCAAUUAAGAUUAGGAAGUGACAAGGAAGCAAGAAUGAACAACACGACUACAAAGCCSUCUAUUCCCGCAGAUACAAGUGGUUUGGCUAUAUGGGCGACUGUGUACGGUGGUGUUGCAGUGGCUGUUGUUGUAGGAAAUUCCAUUAUCAUCACUGCGUUUUGCGUGAACAAAAAACUUCUUCAUACACGAACAAACUACUUCUUGGUGAGUCUGGCGGUGGCAGACCUUCUCGUUGGUUCAUUCUCAAUUCCUAUGUACGUUUACGACAUUUAUGCUUAUUUACAACAAGCGUCGAAYMGACUUCACGACAUCUACCCCUCCAUCGAUAUCUUCACAGCUUUCGCUUCAAUAUUCGCACUGGUUUUAGUAGCACUCGAGAGAGCGUACUCAGUAAGCUAUCCUCAUAAGCACCGACUUGUCAACCGGAGGAUUUACUUUAUUCUUAUUCUAUGUGUUUGGAUUAUGGCCUCGUGGCUUGGUGCUUURAACUUCUUCGGCGCUUACAAGUUAAAGUACACCAAGAAGAAAACAAUCAAAGAUGUGUUUAUAUACAUCAUGAUGGUUUUUAUUUUMGUCUCGCUCAUUCUUAUAACCACCGCGUACAGCACAAUAUGGCGACGGGUGAGAGCACCAGCGCAYUCCCUGCACAAAUCRCGYUCUCUACAAGAAAAUCGACUGGCAAAGACUUUGAUCAUUGUGACAUGCGUGUUCUUUUUGUGCUGGCUACCAUUUUACACCAUAAGCAUYGUGAUAUUCUACUGUCCACUUUGCUACCAUAUACAAGUUGUUUACUUUUGCAAGUUACUGCAAUAYAGCAACUCAUUGGCCAAUGUMCUGAUUUAUACUCUUAGAAUACGUGAUUUUAGACACACGGUYUUUCGUCUGUUUCGUCGAGACAAACGACCACUGUCACUACCCAGUCUCCCGACCCCCAAACACGAAGUUGCAAUUGACGGUAACAUUUAUCAUGAAUACCAUACGGCAAAUGAAGUACAUUUGAUGCAUAUUGCKGAUAUUGACUCAAGCUCGCCCAAAGAACAAGACUUGCUAAAAGUCGCGGAAAAUCCGUCGGACCCACUUGGUCCUAAAUCCAGCAAACGAAAACAGUACUUCACGAGUUAUAGCGUGUAACAAAGAAGAAUGAAAGACUUUCAGUUUCRUAGAUUUAGGAAACGUCUUUUAAUAAGUAGAACAUUUUCUGGUUGAAAAGGGACUGAGAAGAGUUGAUAAAUGUUAACAGAUUGGCAGCCUUAAGCACCCAGGGAACGAUAGUCAGUGAUAUAGUGAAAGACGUAUCUAAUCCCGGCAGCGCGGUUAUCCUAGUAGGAGCCGCCACAAUUAGUGACAGAAGGGCUCACUCAGGAGAGCUUUCUUGAAAUGUUGUUUUACAUAAGAGUUAGACCCUUAAGCUAGYACACCUAAUCUAAAUACAUAUAUGACCACGUGGAGUCAAUUGCUUCGAGCUAUUAUAGGAAAUAGUCCUGUCUAUACAAUAAAACGCUUCAAGCUUAUUUCAAAAUUCAUCGGCUACAUCAAAAACWAGCGGCUUUUUUCCAACAAAAUGAGAUUAAAAAAUGGACACUCAGGAUGUUUUUGGAAAUGUUAUGUUAGAGAAAUUGCRAAACUUUUAUCCGUUGUCCGUUAUAAAUCAGCGUUAUAAAACCGCUAUCUAUGUCGAAAAAUGGCAGACCUUGCGGUCAAAUAAACAGUGGAAAAAAAGAAAGAAAAAAGAAAAAAACAUAGAAAAAAAAAAUAGAAAAAAGUUUCCUUCAGUAGAGGGUAAYAAAAAAAUGUAGCGAAACGCGAACUCUAUUGCUAGUGCUUCCGGACUUAUCUCAAGAACGAAAAAGCGUUUUGYCUCAGCUGUAAGAUUAAGACGCGAGGUAUACAACUCUCUCAAAACAGGUAGUCGUUGAAUAUGUACUUGACAAACUGACAAGAAGCACUAGAGAUUGCAUAAUGUAACUAUACACUACUGAGCUUUCUUUCCGUCUUGCAAUUUCCAUUUACGCCCCGCGGCUCAGACACAAUCUACCAUCUUUCCUAAAAUACCUAUAUAUCAAAAUCAAAUGGUUAUCUGAAACUUCUUUUCCGUACCGAUUGACUGUUUCUUGUGUAUAUGAUCUACAUCGUGAUAAAAUAAAGGUCAUGUGACCGUAAUACGACAAUGUUGACUGGCUUUUAUCAUAAAUAAUGCAUGAUUUUACUAGAGUACUUGGGGCUGUUAUCAUUAUUGAACCAGCCCUCCUGGCUAAACUCCCGCAAUGCUUAGUCUUUCUAGUGUGUUAUUAUAUCCGGACUUUUAUCUUCGCAUAAGAAAAAACCGACUUAAAAAGUCAAAAUCCCGGAUGCCGCACUGGCUUACUCAUUCCAAUGUACGUCAUAUGGGGUGAAACAACAUGGCAGUUUUUUGGUCAAUAACAGGAAAGUAACUUAAGUUUCAGAAUUAUAGAAUAUAAUCACUAAUAAUAGUGUAAGGUAGAAAUAAGCUGGUUUAUGUAGUAAACUACAAAAUACGCCUACGAAGUAGAUUGACAGUGUGACAAUCUGACGCACAUGGAUGUAAAUUUACUCAAUUUUGAAUAUGAAAAUAUAGUCAAGAAUAGUAAUA
Exaiptasia diaphana is the source of this 3063-nucleotide messenger RNA. RefSeq names its product adenosine receptor A2a. Bases 486 to 1583 code for a protein of 365 amino acids. Gene Ontology annotation, cellular component: membrane. Gene Ontology annotation, molecular function: G protein-coupled receptor activity. The record is from RefSeq and is a predicted model, not a curated record. The transcript is spliced from 2 exons. Lineage: Eukaryota; Metazoa; Cnidaria; Anthozoa; Actiniaria; Aiptasiidae. Gene Ontology annotation, biological process: G protein-coupled receptor signaling pathway.